AUGCAGGAAUCCAUCCGAAAAAUUCAAAAUUCGUUUACAGAUUACCAACGACAGGGAAGUAACUGGACAUUGGAUAAGGUGAUUCAAAUCCAGAUACACUUUGCAAAAUAUAAACCCCUGAAAGGAUCCAGCUAUAUUCCCCUGCCAAUCAAACUGAGGAAUAAGCAUGGGAUAGUCAAUGUUCAAAACAAGGACAAGAAAUGUUUCAUGUGGUCGGUGCUUGCUGCUCUCCAUCCUCAGAAGAAAAACCCACAGCGUAUCAGCAAAUACAUAGGUCACCAACACGAGCUGAACUUUGAUGGUAUAUCCCUCCCUGUGAAAGUAGCGGACAUCAAUAAAUUCGAGACACAGAACAAGAUCACGGUCAACGUCUUAGGAUACGAGAAAGGUUCGCUAUUUCCAAUCCACGUGACAAAGCAAAGAUUUGACAGACACGUAGAUUUACUGCUGAUAACGGAUGGACGCAAGUCCCACUACUGCCGGAUAAAGAAUGUAGAUCGUCUGUUGAGCGAUCAACACACAUGUAAAAACCAGUAUUUCCACUGCAUGUAUUGCCUACAGGGUUUUACCAAAGAGCGCAUUCUCAAUGACCAUAUAUCAUACUGUCGGGAACAUGGGACACAGAAAGUAAAACUACCUACAGAAGAGGACAAAUGGUUGUACUAUAAGGAUGUAAGAAAGCAAUUGAAUGUGCCUUACAUCAUAUAUGCCGACUUUGAAUCAUUCCAGUUGCCUAUACAUGGAUGUGAGGUCGACCCAAAUAAAUCACAUACAGAAAAGACCACACAACACGUACCAUCAAGUUUCGCCUACAAAGUCGUAGAGUCUUCCAAACAGCCCGUAGUGUACCGGGGACCGGAUGUUGCAGAAAACUUUGUAGAAUGUAUGCUGAGGGAACAGGAAGACAUAGAACAAAAAUUCAAACAUGUGGAGCCAAUGGUCAUGACUGGGAGAGAUUGGCAAGCCUUCAAGACGGCAGUAGACUGUCACAUUUGUGGAAAGGAGUUAGGAGAUGACAGAGUGAGGGACCACUGCCAUGUGACAGGAGCGUUUAGAGGAGCGGCGCACAAUGACUGUAAUAUAAAUUACAAGUACACGGGUCGCAUUCCUGUCGUCUUUCAUAAUCUGAGGGGCUACGAUUCUCAUCUAAUCAUGCAGGCAGUCGGAAAGGUGUCAGAUAAGGAAAUAAAGUGUAUACCUAACAAUAUGGAGAAGUACAUUUCUUUCUCCAGAGGAUGUAUGGACUUCAUCGACAGCUUUCAAUUUAUGGGAACAUCGCUUGAGAAAUUAAUCGGAAAUUUAUCCGAGGAAGGGAAGGACAAAUUUGAACACAUGACACAACAUUUCGGUGAGGAGAAAAUCGAGCUCAUUUUAAAAAAACAGGUGUAUCCCUACGACUACUUUGAUGGUCCCCACAGAUUUCAUGAAACCGGAUUACCACCACAGGAAGCGUUUCGUAGUAGUCUAACUGGAGAGGACGUAUCAGAUGAAAAAUACGAUCAUGUUCUCAAAGUCUGGAAACAAUUCGACAUAAAAAAUCUCGGUGAAUAUUCCGACCUGUAUGUCAUGACAGAUGUCCUGGGUCUUGCUGAUGUGUUCGAGAACUUCCGAAAUUUAUGUCUGGAAUCAUAUGGGCUCGAUGCAGCUCAUUUUUAUACCGCCCCUGGACUGGCAUGGCAAGCAGCGCUGAAGAUGACUGAUGUUAGACUCGAACUGCUUACCGACAUCGAUCAGCACUUAAUUAUCGAGAAAGGCUUGCGGGGAGGCAUAUCGAUGAUUAGUCAUCGGUUUGCUGAAGCUAACAAUCCAUAUGUCCCCGGACAUGACAAAACAAAACCAACAGAUUACAUCACAUACUUAGACGCCAAUAACUUAUAUGGCUGGGCCAUGUCGCAAUUCCUUCCGACUCAUGACUUCACCUGGCUUACCGAUGCUGAAAAGGACAUGCUUGAUAUCACGACAGUUCCCGAUCAUGCAACGGAUGGAUACAUAAUGGAAGUGGAUUUAGAGUAUCCUCCAGAACUCCACGACCUACACAACGAAUAUCCACUGGCCCCAGAACGAGUAGCCGUGGGGAAUGAGGAACUGUCUGACUACAGCCAGACCUUAUGGCGUAAGCUGGCAGACUGUGGAAAGCCACAUGAUGAUGAAAAACCACAUGACUGUUUGGAUCAUUACAAUUCCGCUCAAAAACUCGUUCCUAAUCUUAGAAACAGGGACAAAUAUGUCCUGCAUUAUAGGAACUUGAAACAAUAUCUUUCUUUUGGAAUGAAGCUCACAAAAGUCCACAGAGUAUUUACCUUCAAACAGUCUCCAUGGUUGAAAACGUAUAUUGAUUACAACACGGAGAAAAGGAAACAAUCUAGAAACAAUUUCGAGAAAGACUUCUACAAACUGAUGAACAACAGCGUUUUCGGGAAGACUAUGGAAAAUUUAAGGAAGAGGAUGGAUGUCAAACUUGUCAACAGUGAGAAGAAGGCCAUGAAAUUAACAUGUAAACCCACAUUCCACGAAUUCAGGAACUUCACGGAGGAUUUGGUCGGUGUCCACAUGCUUAAAUCUAAAUUAUAUCUGAACCGACCCAUUUACGUCGGAUUCUCCAUCCUGGAUAUCUCCAAAACAUUGAUGUAUGAUUUCCAUUACAACUACAUCAAAACAAAAUUUGGAGAGAGGGCAACCCUCCUUUUUACAGACACUGACUCUCUAGCCUACAUCAUCAGAACCGAGGACAUCUACAAAGACAUGCUAGAAGACCGACACUUAUUUGACACAUCGGAGUAUAAGAAAGAUCACCCCCUCUACAGUUUGACAAACAAAAAAGAAUUGGGGAAAAUGAAGGACGAGACCCACGGAUACGCUAUUCAUGCCUUAAGGCUAAAAUGUAUGCGUACACAUAUGACGUCAAGGAAGAGAAAGAUGGCAAAGAGGUGGAAACUUACGUAG
Molecule: messenger RNA, 2943 nt
Organism: Mizuhopecten yessoensis (Yesso scallop)
Lineage: Eukaryota; Metazoa; Mollusca; Bivalvia; Pectinida; Pectinidae
Exons: 1
Coding region: 1-2943 (980 amino acids)
Source: RefSeq, a predicted model, not a curated record